Molecule: messenger RNA, 3824 nt
Organism: Erpetoichthys calabaricus (reedfish)
Lineage: Eukaryota; Metazoa; Chordata; Cladistia; Polypteriformes; Polypteridae
Exons: 10
Coding region: 112-2643 (843 amino acids)
Source: RefSeq, a predicted model, not a curated record
GGCGAAGUUGACAACUUCAGCGACAGGAUGUUACUAUGAGGGGAUGUUUCGAGUGAGCAUCGAAAGUGGGCGGAUCUAUAAAAAUGAAACUUUGAAAAAGAACAGCAAGAUAUGGAGAGGCUCGUCGUGGUGGUCAUUCUGAUUUCUACCACAGCCGCAAAAUUUCACUUCUCCAUCCCACAACCCGAAGUGAGGGGAUCUCUCUAUUCAGAUGUUCUGCUGCCCUGCACUUUCACCGACGCGGACCAAGAAGUGGAUCUUAAUUAUCUGCAGGUCAUCUGGAAGCAGGACAAUAAUGAGCUGCUCAGGUACCAGGCGGGCCAGAGGAUCUUCAGUAACAGGUUUGCAGUGUCUGAAAGUGAGCUGCAGCAUGGCAACGCCUCUCUCCUACUACGGAAUAUCACUGUCGGUGAUGAAGGGGAUUAUGAAUGCGAGGUCAUCGAUACUCCCGACUCGGGAAAAGGCAAAGUCAACCUUAAAGUGACAGCUGCUCCUAAAAUCUCCUUGAAACCCCCUCUGGUUGUGAUGGGUGAGUCAAAUCCCCUGGAGUGCCACGCGGAUGGCUUUUACCCUGAAGAGAUCUUCUUCGAGUGGCUGAGGGACUCCAGAGUACUCCAUCAUCCAGUGCCUUCACAAAUGCAGAAAAACUCAGAUGGCACCUUCAGUGCAGUGAGCCUCUUCUUCUAUACCCCGACCAACAAUGACACGGGUGUGCUCUUCUGCUGCCGGGUGAAGCACAACUCUCAGCAUGAGCCUCUGGAAGAGAAUUUCCUUCUGAAGUUCCGCAGACGUCCAUCUGUGACAAUCACGCCCACAACACUACUUCAAGGUGAGGAGCAGGCCAUUAUGUGCAAAGUUGAUGGCUAUUACCCAGAUGAUAUCAUCGUUGCCUGGAGGAGAAACGGGAAGCCGCUCAAAAAAAUUGAGGAGAAGAGUGACGGCACGUUUGCUGUGUCAGAGUCGUUCAUGGUAACCCCUAAAGGCAAGGAGGAGGAGCAGGAGACGUUCUCCUGCGAGGUGAAACAGGAAGGAUUUGCAGAGCCACUCACUAAGAAUAUUCAGUUCAAGAUAGAAGGUAAACCCAGGAGUGCUGCUGAAGUAAUUGGGAUCACAAUAGCCGUCAUUUUGGUUAUCCUACUUGUGCUGGCGUUCCUGUUCUACAGGCUUUACAAGAAAUAUCACAAAAGAAGCUUCUUCAUGUCUGAUAUCAUUGUACCUUCAAAAGUAUUUGUGGGUCAGGAGGUCACACUGGAGUGCUUCAUCGACAGACACUUUAGGGAGGAGCCCACAUGGUGGAUUAAAGUCUCCGACGAGUGGGGCAAGAUUUCAUGCAACCAGGUAUAUGUGAUAAAAAACACGGUGUGCAAGAGUUCAAUUCUUCACAGGAACUUACAGAAUGGCAAUGGUGAGGAGCAAUCUCUGAUAAAGACCCAGAGGCCCCAAAAGAGACACACUACUUUGACUUUUGUUACUGAUGUGAAAAAGCACGCCGAUGUGGCUUUCAGAUGUCAGAUUACCGGCAUAUUGCCAAACUUGAAGAAGGAAGAGACCAAAACAAAGGAGACCAAGCUCAGACUUUUAGCAUACCCCUCCAUUUCAGCCAUUAAAGACAUUUCAGUGUUCCCUAAUGAAAAUGGGAUGCUAUGGAUUAAAGCUUCAGACUUUUACCCUAAAGAGAUCCGGUUCAAAUGGCCAGAUUCGGUAUCGUCAGAGACGCAGAGCGCCAGUGUGGACAAACACGGACUCUACAGCACAUACAGCCAAUGCAAAGUACCCAUGGAGCACCUCAGAGACCCCGAGUUUGAGCUGCAGGUGGACAUCAUUCACGACUCCCUGGAAUUUCCUUGUACCAAGCGAAUAAGGGGGGGCAUCCCUGGCAUUGGUGGCAUCCCACUUGUAUCAAAUGUGAAAGUGACCUCACACUUAGAGAUUGGACACCCGUGUACUUUAAGCUGCAAUGUGACAGAGUUCUACUUCAGUUGCAGACCUGAGAUAAAGUGGAUCCAGAAGAGGAUUAGCACCGAGGAGAUUGUCACCCGUGAAGAAGAAUACUGGAAACCAGUAGAAUCCUUUUCUGGCCCCUUUAAGAAAGUUAACAGCAUCUCAUAUUUGGUGGCCCAGGCUGUCUUCGUCCCUACAAGAGCCAAUAUCCAGGAUAUGGACUUCAUCUGUAGAGUUGAACACCCGCUGCUGAGCACACCCAUCGAGCGACACACUCAACAGCUCAGCGCAAUUGGGUCAAUAUGCAAACCCAAUGUCUCCAAGCUGAAGAUUAUGUUACUUUCAAAGACCUACAUGCUGACCUGCACCAUUUCCGAUUUUUACCCAAAUGACAUCAAGGUGACUUGGUGGGUUCAGGAGAAAGACACAGAAGCGAUUCUUAUUGAAAAUGGACCAAAGUGGAAAAUAAAUGUGUUAAAUAAGACCCCUUAUCGCAAGCCUAACAACCUUUACACGCUCAUCGCUCAGGCGGAGUUCACCCCACGCAUUUUCGAUCUGACAGAACACAAAAUAAUCUGCAGGGUGGAGCAUGAAUCGAUAAAUCAGUACGUGGAAAGAACAUCAGAUAUUUUGAAUGCUUCCAGUGAGUUUGCAGACUUUCAAGCACAUUAUGAAACGGUCAUCAGUUACUCUUUACCCUGAGGAGACCACCCAAGCAGCGGAGGAUUAUGACCAUGAAUGACCCAACCUACAAGGGAAGUGGCAGUGGUAUGGAGUCGAGGCUUUGGAACGAAUGGACUUGUGACUUUGAGAUACAAGAAGGUGGUUGGUUUUGUUUGAAAGAGCUUAUAACCUGUUGGGUCAGUGAAGGGACAUGAAUUCAUUCUGGCAUAGGUGCCCAAAAGCUGCAAGUGUGGUGAUGGAGGGCUGACUCAGCAACAUUGCACUGUGGCCAACACACUGUAAAAAUGCUCUUCAGGAGUCAGUAAAGGACGUAUGAAAGCUCAGUGAUGUGGAUCAGCUGACGCCACAAGGUUCAAUCGCACACUGGUUCAGUGGCAGACCACCAUGCAAGGAAUGGGAGAGAAGAACCAAGUUGAGGAGAGUCUGUCAGGUGCAAACAAGAGAAGGAGUCAAAGGCAAAAUAGUCAGUAGUAUUUGGUAGUAUUGGACCUCUUUGUGAGAGUCAGACAAAAUUCGGGAAGUGCAUCAGAUGAUUCAUCUAGGAUCACGCCAUCGAAGAAUAAUUUAUGACAGGACACACCAUGAAAGCUGCUACAACACACACACUCUGGAUGUAUCAUUAAAUGGAUUAGGCACUUCAUAUCGAUGUCAGGCACCAAUCGGCUUGCUGAAUGGGAAGUUUUAUCUGUGAUGUCAAAAGUGUUUAUGUAAUUUGUAUGAGCUUCAGAUAUAAAAUCAGGGACACCAUACACUCUAUGAGCCAUCCCCCUAGAACAAAAGGACGGCAUUCCUUUCAGAUACAAAACUUGGGUUGGGCUGGAGGACUGAGAUAUGGCUAAAUAGGACUGGUCACUAAAUCAGGAGAUUGAACUACAACACCUCCAUUGGUCCAUGAGGUAAACAGGAAACUAAGGGACUUUCAUAAGUUUGGUCUCAUUCCCUAUACACCCCUCUCUCUGUUCGCCAUUUACCAUCCCAAGUGGGCCAGUCCUCUUGUCGGCCAUAUUGAGACAGGUCAUGCUGCCUGUUUCUGAAAUCUUCAUGGCCCCAUUUAAAGGCCAUGAUAGAGCAAACUGCACGUCGGACUAGAGACCCAUCAACAGAAUAAGACAGAGAGUCACCUGGUAGUCUAUUAUCAGGUUGUAUUAUUGCUACCAAAACUCAUUGUAUUCGUUGUACUAUUUUGGAAAUAUUAUUUA